AUGAGCAAGGCAGGAGGAGAAGCCGCGGCUGAUGGUGACAAAAAAUACAUAGUUCUAUUUGAUACAAGUAAAAAGGAGAUGUUGAACCCUAAUCAGGGUUAUAAGAAGAUCGUCCAAAAGCUAAAGACCAGAUAUAAAUGUGAUAUCAACAAAGGAGAUCUAAACUUGAAAAGAUUAAAAGAAUGUGAUCUACUACUACUUGGAGGACCAAGAAUGCCAUUUAACACUUAAGAAUUGAAUGACAUUAGAAAAUAUAUCGAUGAUGGAGGGAAGGUUAUGUUAUUGAUGCACGAAGGAGGAGAAAACAAACUAGGAACCAACAUAAAUGUAUUAUUAGAGUAGCUAGGAAUCAGUGUCAACAAUGAUGCUGUCAUUAGAAAGACCUUUUUUAAGUAUUUACAUCCUAAAGAAGCAUAUGUUGGUAACGGUAUCCUGAAUAAGGAGCUAGUAAGAGUGGCUCUUGGAAGACCUAAAGAAAAUGAUAACGGAAAGCAAAAGUUUGCUAAAAGAUAUAAGGACACUAAGGAUGAUUUACUAAGCAAGGAGGAGAAUGGAGGUUUGAAGUUUGUUUAUCCUUAUGGUGCAUCUUUAAAUGUUAGAAAGCCAAGCUUUCCUAUUCUCUCAAGUGGACCAAUCAGUUUUCCCCCCAACCGCCCUGUUGGAGCAUUUUAUAUGUCUCCCAGAGGAGGUAAACUGUUUGUAAUUGGUUCAAUUAUGUUUCUUGAAGAUGAAUUCUUUGAGAAGGAAGACAAUUAAAAAAUCUAAGAGGCUGCUUUCAAGUGGUUGCUCUAAGAUGGAGAUGCAGAGUUCGAAAGAAAUGUUAAAGAUGAGCCUGAAAUUCAGGAGUACGCUCACGUGCCAGAUAUUACCGCCUUGGCAGAUAGAUUAAGAUCCACACUACAAGAAUCAGACGAGCUACCCAGAAACUUCAUGACUCUUUACAAUUCUAAGCUCUACAAAUUCGACACUGAUUUGAUUCCUGAAGCUCUUAGACUCUUUACGCAGCUCAAUAUUAAGCACGAACCCCUAACACUUAUUCCUCCUCAAUUUGAAACCCCUAUGCCCGCCUUAUAAGCAGCAGUCUUCCCACCCACACUAAAAGAACUACCACCUCCAUCCCUUGACCUCUUUGACCUUGACGAACAAUUCGCCUCAGAAAAAAUAAGAAUGGCUCAGUUAACCAACAAAUGUUCUGAUGACGAUAUUGAAUACUACAUUAAAGAAUGUGGCGAUAUUCUCGGCCAAGGCGGUUACGACGAUGCUGCUUCAAAUAAAGCUUUCCACGAGCAAACGGAUAACUCGUAUACUGACCUAUAAAUGGUUUAAUUACCUAUUGAUUUUUAAGUAAAAGUUUGA
Molecule: messenger RNA, 1356 nt
Organism: Stylonychia lemnae
Lineage: Eukaryota; Ciliophora; Spirotrichea; Sporadotrichida; Oxytrichidae
Source: the annotation of a GenBank genome assembly